AGGCUUAAUCCCCCACAUCCAGCAAGUGCCCAGCACAUGGUAAAGGCGAUUGUGGCAGAAACGAACACAAGGCCAUUUCCUGCCUCUAGGGCCCUGGUGGCAGGGCUCCACGAGGUGGGAGGGGGACAGUCCAUAACAGCCUCCGAGGUCCUGGCAGGGGAGUCACUCCACCUCGCCGCCCCGCCUCUGUGGGCAUGGCCUUGCCCGGCACCAGUCCUGGGGAGGGGUGUGGCGAGGGCGGGGAGAUGCAGGCCCCACCCCGCGGAGGAGUCACGUAGCUCUGCGGCACCCGCAGCUUCAUUUACGCGAGCCAGCCAGAGCUGGAGCUGCAGUUGUUGCCGACCAGAGCCGGAGCUGCUAACUGGCUGCGCACAGAGAGCUGCUGCCAUGCCUCACUCGUACCCAGCCCUUUCUGCUGAGCAGAAGAAGGAGUUGUCUGACAUAGCCCUCCGGAUUGUGGCCCCAGGCAAAGGCAUUCUGGCCGCAGAUGAGUCUGUAGGCAGCAUGGCCAAGCGGCUGAGCCAAAUCGGGGUGGAAAACACAGAGGAGAACCGCCGGCUGUACCGCCAGGUCCUGUUCAGUGCUGAUGACCGUGUGAAGAAGUGCAUUGGAGGUGUCAUUUUCUUCCAUGAGACACUGUACCAGAAAGAUGAUAACGGUGUUCCCUUCGUCCGUACCAUCCAGGAUAAGGGCAUUGUUGUGGGCAUCAAGGUUGACAAGGGUGUAGUGCCUCUAGCAGGGACUGAUGGAGAAACCACCACUCAAGGGCUGGAUGGGCUCUCGGAACGCUGUGCCCAGUACAAAAAGGAUGGUGCUGACUUUGCCAAGUGGCGCUGUGUGCUAAAAAUCAGUGAACGCACACCCUCAGCACUUGCCAUUCUGGAAAAUGCCAACGUGCUGGCCCGCUAUGCCAGCAUCUGCCAGCAGAAUGGCAUUGUUCCUAUUGUGGAGCCUGAGAUCCUGCCUGAUGGAGACCAUGACCUCAAACGCUGCCAGUAUGUUACAGAGAAGGUCCUGGCUGCUGUGUACAAGGCUCUGAGCGACCAUCACGUGUACCUGGAGGGGACCCUCCUCAAGCCCAACAUGGUGACCCCUGGCCAUGCCUGUCCCAUCAAGUAUAGCCCAGAGGAGAUUGCCAUGGCAACUGUCACUGCCCUGCGUCGCACUGUGCCCCCAGCCGUUCCAGGAGUGACUUUCCUGUCUGGGGGUCAGAGUGAAGAGGAGGCAUCCCUCAACCUCAAUGCCAUCAACCGCUGCCCACUUCCCCGGCCCUGGGCCCUCACUUUCUCCUAUGGGCGUGCCCUGCAGGCCUCUGCACUCAAUGCUUGGCGAGGGCAACGGGACAAUGCUGGGGCUGCCACUGAGGAGUUCAUCAAGCGGGCUGAGGUGAAUGGGCUUGCAGCCCAAGGCAAGUAUGAAGGCGGUGGAGAAGAUGGUGGAGCAGCAGCACAGUCCCUCUAUGUUGCCAACCAUGCCUACUGAGCAUCCACUCCACACCGCAACUCUUGGUCCAGCCACCUGCACCCGCUUUUGCGUGUAGUCACAGCCAGGGCCAAAUAGCCAUGCAGAGCAGAGAUGCCUUCAUCUAGAACAAGUUGACUACCUUUUCCUCCUCCCCUUCCGUCUCCUAUUGCUGCACCUGGGACUGUAGGCUGGGAGGAUAGGGAGCCUCUCAUGACUGAGGGCAGGAGAACUUGCUAGAAGUUAAAACAGGAUGCCUGGGUCUUCCACACUGCCUCUGCCAGCUCCCCCACAACUUCCCCAUGAUGAGGUAGCUUCUCCUUGGGCUCUCCUUGCCUGCCCUCUCUCCUGGGAUCAGAGGGUAGUACACCAGCCCUGAUUCAUGCCUUGAACACAUACAAACAGCAAAUAAAUGGUAGCAAAACAUGC
Microcebus murinus (gray mouse lemur) is the source of this 1890-nucleotide messenger RNA. It is a transcript of the gene ALDOC, whose product is annotated as aldolase, fructose-bisphosphate C. The record is from RefSeq and is a predicted model, not a curated record. Gene Ontology annotation, biological process: glycolytic process. Gene Ontology annotation, molecular function: fructose-bisphosphate aldolase activity. NCBI's taxonomy places the organism in Eukaryota, Metazoa, Chordata, Mammalia, Primates, Cheirogaleidae.